ACAGCUUCACAGGACAAUCUUGUGAUCAGCUUUCCAUCCUCUGCCGGCAGAAAUGACGAGCCACGCCUCAAACAAGCUCGACGGCAAAGUAGCCAUCGUCACCGGCGGCGCAAGCGGCAUAGGCGAGGAGACGGCCCAUCGGCUGGCGAGCCACGGUGCGUAUGUCGUGAUCGCCGACAUCCAGGACGAAAAAGGCCGAGACCUCGUGGCGUCCAUCGGAUCCCACCGGUGCACCUACGUCCAUUGCGACGUCACGGAUGAGCGUCAGGUGAAGUCCUUGGUGGAAUCGACUCUCCGGUCAAGCGGUCACCUGGACAUCUUGUUCAGCAAUGCGGGCGUAGCGAACAACAUCGAGCAAGACAUUCUCGAGUUCGACAUACCUGCUUUCGAAAGCCUGUUCGCCGUCAAUGUUCGGGGAAUGGCCGCCUGCGUCAAGCACGCGGCGGGCGCCAUGGUGGCGGGGGGCGUGAAGGGAAGCAUAAUUUGCACGGCGAGCCUCGCAGCCAGCAUCGGUAGCGAGAAGCACGUGGACUACGUGAUGUCUAAGCACGCCGUGCUGGGUCUGGCGAGGUCAGCGAGCAAGCAACUCGGAGCCUACGGUAUACGGGUGAACUGUGUCUCCCCUGGAACGAUCGCCACGCCAUUGCUCCGUGGAGCGCUCGGCGUGAGCAAGGAGGAAGGCGAGAGGAUGUUCGAGUCCAGCUCAUGCUUGAAAGGAGUGCUGAAAGCGAAGCAUGUGGCCGACGCCGUGGUUUUCCUCGCGUCCGAAGAGGCGGAAUUCAUCAACGGCCACAAUCUGGCGGUCGACGGAGGAUGGAAUGAUGGUCUAUCCCAGGGGAUCUAGAAAUAAAAAGUUGCAGUCUCUUUAACUUGCCUGUGCUUUGUUUGCUGCCGGA
Molecule: messenger RNA, 896 nt
Organism: Rhodamnia argentea
Lineage: Eukaryota; Viridiplantae; Streptophyta; Magnoliopsida; Myrtales; Myrtaceae
Product: (+)-cis,trans-nepetalactol synthase NEPS2-like
Exons: 1
Coding region: 53-844 (263 amino acids)
Molecular function (GO): oxidoreductase activity
Source: RefSeq, a predicted model, not a curated record